GGAUCCGCUGUUUCGGCCUAGCGGGAAAAUGCGGCCUCUGACUGAAGAAGAGACUCGCGUCAUGUUCGAGAAGCUCGCAAAAUACAUCGGGGAGAACCUUCAGCUGCUGGUUGACCGACCCGAUGGGACCUACUGUUUCAGGCUGCACAACGACCGAGUUUACUACGUGAGUGAGAAGAUCCUGAAGCUGGCCGCCAACAUUUCUGGAGACAAGCUGGUGUCGCUGGGCACCUGCUUUGGGAAAUUCACCAAGACUCACAAGUUCCGGUUGCACAUCACAGCUCUAGACUACCUCGCGCCCUACGCCAAGUAUAAAGUAUGGAUAAAGCCUGGAGCAGAGCAGUCCUUCUUGUAUGGAAACCACGUGUUGAAAUCGGGUCUUGGUCGAAUUACUGAAAAUACCACUCAGUACCAGGGUGUGGUGGUGUACUCCAUGGCAGAUAUCCCUUUGGGUUUUGGGGUGGCAGCAAAGUCCACACAAGACUGCAGGAAAGUAGAUCCUAUGGCGAUUGUGGUGUUUCAUCAAGCAGACAUUGGGGAGUAUGUGCGGCAUGAAGAAACACUGACUUAA
Elephantulus edwardii (Cape elephant shrew) is the source of this 571-nucleotide messenger RNA. RefSeq names its product NIP7, nucleolar pre-rRNA processing protein (gene NIP7). Lineage: Eukaryota; Metazoa; Chordata; Mammalia; Macroscelidea; Macroscelididae. The coding region runs from base 29 to 571 and encodes 180 amino acids. The transcript has 5 exons. Gene Ontology annotation, biological process: ribosomal large subunit biogenesis; ribosome assembly. The record is from RefSeq and is a predicted model, not a curated record. Gene Ontology annotation, molecular function: RNA binding. Gene Ontology annotation, cellular component: preribosome, large subunit precursor; nucleolus; nucleus.